UCUGAUAGGUUUGCUUUCUAGCCUUUUUUUUGGUUGGAUGGGUAAAAGCAUUUAUUCCUUGGAGCGUGAAACAUUGGUUCUCAAUUCCCCGGUAAAUAAUACGCCGGGCCACCUUUGGGAUUCUCCUCUGUUUCGUCCCCAUCGUUCCCCAAAAAGAAUUUCGGCCAGAGCGUUUCUUGGUGCAGGGAUCUCCUGUUCUUCAUGCACAGGCUCAACCCUUGGACCGUGCGAUGGCGACCACCGGUACGGCCCCGUGAGAUCUGGCGAUGCCGGGAGAAUCCGAUGGCAGGCCCGCCACCUGGGAUCUGCUCUUCAAUGCUUUCGCCGGCGCCUCUGCAGGGGCGAUAGCAGCCACCUUCGUCUGCCCGUUGGAUGUGAUCAAGACGAGGUUUCAGGUCCAUGGGUUGCCCAAAAUGCCCUCUUCUGCUCAGCGUAGUGUUAUCAUUUCAAGCCUAGAACAGAUAAUAAAAAAUGAAGGCAUCAAAGGAUUGUAUCGUGGUCUCUCUCCAACAAUUACUGCACUACUUCCAAACUGGGCAGUAUAUUUCACUGUUUAUAAUCAGCUGAAAGGCCUACUUCAUUCACAUGAAGAUGGAAAUAAUCAGCUCUCAAUUCGUGCAAACAUUAUAGCUGCCUCAGGUGCUGGGGCUGCAACAGCUGUUGCAACCAAUCCAUUGUGGGUUGUUAAAACCAGACUUCAGACACAAGGAAUGAGGCCUGGAGUGGUGCCUUACAGAAACAUGUUAUCUGCUUUUCGAAGGAUUGUGCAUGAAGAGGGUGUCCAAGGAUUUUACAGUGGCCUCCUUCCUUCUUUGGCAGGGGUUAGUCAUGUUGCCAUCCAAUUUCCAGCAUAUGAAAAGAUCAAGUAUUACUUGGCCAGAAGGGAUAAUACCACAGUGGACAAGCUCAGCCCUGGAAGCGUUGCUAUUGCUUCUUCACUAUCAAAAAUAAUCGCGUCCACAAUGACAUAUCCUCACGAGGUAGUACGGUCCAGGCUGCAAGAACAAGGCCAGGCACGUGAUACUGCUAACCAAUACACAGGUGUAGUGGACUGCACUAAGAAAGUCUUUCAGAAGGAAGGCAUCUCUGGCUUCUAUCGUGGCUGUGGCACAAAUUUGCUAAGAACUACCCCAACUGCAGUCAUCACCUUCACUAGUUACGAGAUGAUUCAAAGAUUUUUGCAUCGAGUGUUUCCACCUGAGCUUGAACCACUCCAAAACCCACCUGAAGUCUAACAUUGAUUGUGAGAAAGAGAGCAAUAAUGGAGGAGAAAGGCUUGGACGCAGCUGUUUGGUCUUGUCAAACCCAAUAGAUGAAAUGCUUACUUGCCAGACCAUGUCAUACAGGACACUGUGUGUUAAUUCUUCUCCCUCCAAUUUGACCAGAAUAUGCAGGUAUACAGAAUAGAGCACGAGAGUAUAUUGAUUUUCCCCUGAAAAAAAAAGAACUAUUAUCUCAUUGUUUCGUACAUCUAGGGCCACCCAAGCAUGUUGCAACUUUCAGAAUUUAUUAUUUUGACACCAAUUCUUUAAAGUUUUUGUCAGAAAAGUGAUCCUAUAAGCUAAUAUUUUCACAAUAACAUGAAUGUACCUGUUCUUGAUAUUUCAAGUGGAGCAGCAGCCAAUGAAAAUUAACUAAGAAAUAGAGCUCCCUGAUGUCAUUGCGGGAUGGUGGUGAUGAUCCUUAGCUUUGCAAAAUAGUCUCUUCACCUUGAAUCCUAAUUGGAAUUUUCCUUUUAGUGUGUCAAAGAGGAUAAGCUUGUUGCAUAUAGAUAUUUGAAGGUAUUUUGGCUGUGGAUUUUUGUGCUUCAUGCUGUACAAUGACAAUCACCUAAUUUGAUGAAGCAUGCGCUGACCUUCAUUUUGA
Phoenix dactylifera (date palm) is the source of this 1866-nucleotide messenger RNA. RefSeq names its product nicotinamide adenine dinucleotide transporter 2, mitochondrial-like. Gene Ontology annotation, biological process: transmembrane transport; nucleotide transport. Lineage: Eukaryota; Viridiplantae; Streptophyta; Magnoliopsida; Arecales; Arecaceae. The record is from RefSeq and is a predicted model, not a curated record.